AUGAUGCAGGGCCUGUUUCACUUCAGCAAGAUGGCCGCCUCAGGAGGAAAGAGCUACCUGGAAGCAUGUGGAGGAGCUGUGGCCUUGCAUUCAGAAGGUCUCCAGGUCCAAACUGUAGCAUUUCCAGGAGUGAAAUGUGGAGUCCCUUCUCUGGAACUGGGGAGCCAGGAGGAUUAUUGGCCCUAUGAAUUCUUUUCAAGAAUUGUUGGAGGGAGGACGGCUGUUCCUGGUGGACAACCAUGGCAGGUAUCCAUCAAGUUGGGCCAUUCCCACUUCUGCGGAGGCAGCUUGAUCCGCGACGAUGUGGUGGUUACCGCGGCUCACUGCGUCGUGGACCUGGACCUUAAAGUGGUGAAGAAUUUGAUUGUGACGGCUGGGGAAUACAGCCUUGGAACAAUGGAUGAUGAAGAACAGAACAUCCCUGUCUCGAAAAUAAUUGUCCAUCCUGCGUUUGACAGAUUUGGAUAUAUGGAUUCAGAUAUAGCACUCCUAUAUCUGAAUCACAGAAUUAAAUAUGGAAAUGAAGUGCAGCCGAUCUGUCUUCCACACAAAGGGGAGCUAUUUGAAGCGGGGACACUGUGUGUGGUGAGCGGAUGGGGCCGGGUCUCUGAAGCUGGUGCUCUGUCUGAUGUCCUGCAGGAAGUCGAGCUGCCUAUCAUCGAUGACGUAACUUGCAGUGAUCUCCUGAAAGCUCUGAAUUUGCCUCCAAUACAGAGUUCCAUGCUCUGUGCUGGGUUUCCUGAUGGUGGAAAGGAUGCAUGCAAGGGUGAUUCGGGAGGCCCUCUGGCAUGCCGAAGAGCCAGUGGCACUUGGGCUCUGGCAGGUGUCACAUCGUGGGGCAUCGGCUGUGGAAAAGGCUGGCUUACUAACGAGACAAGGAAUGGUGGCCGCGGUUCCCCAGGCAUCUUCUCAAAAGUAGACAAGCUCCUGGACUUCAUUGCCCAGAAUAUGCCCACGGCCUCUGGUCCAAGCGACCUGUCCCUCCCCAGCCCGGAAGACUGCAACUCCCAUGGCAAGCUGGUGUUUGGAGAAAGUGGGCAUAUCCGGCACCCCCACCAGAUCGGGGAGAGUUAUCUGGACAACAGCCUGUGCACCUGGAAUAUAACUGUGCCGGAAGACAAAUUCAUACUUGUGCAGUUUAUCCGGGUAGAUAUAGAAGAUCAAGUUGGGUGCGACCGUGACUAUGUGACUUUCUGUUCGAGUGAGAAGGAGCUUGUAGGCAAAAUCUGUGGCAAGGUGCUGCCAUCUCCUCUGUUGGUGGAGUCUAACCAAGCCAUCGUUACAUUUGUGUCUGAUGGUAGCAAUACCGGCGAAGGCUUUGAAUUCACUUUCAGUGCCGUGCAUAAGGCAUCUGAGGCAGGUUCUGGCUGUGGCAGUGUUGCAGUUCUGGUGGAUGAAGGAAAGAUUGACACGGCUAAUUACCCGGGCUUGUAUCCCAGCAAUACCAAAUGCCACUGGCUUAUUGAGGCCCCAGCAGAGCAUGUCAUAAAGCUGGAGUUUGAGGACUUUGCUGUUGAAACCAGCCAGGAUUGUAUUUAUGAUGCCGUUGUCAUCCAUGGUGACAUGGAAGAGGAACACCAGCUAGCUCUCCUCUGUGGCUUCUCGAUUCCUUCCCCUGUUUGGAGCUCUGGGGACGUCAUGCUGAUACACUUUGAGAGCGAUGGGGAGAAUAACUUCCGAGGAUUCAAGGCCCGCUUCAGCUUUUUCCCCUCAGAAACUUCUGAAGCAGACUUUGCAGGGCCUGUUGUCAUGCAGUCAUCUGAUCCAAGGACUAUUCCUGUGGAUGUUUGUGGAUCUCCCCCCUUCGUCCCUCAGUGGCUGUCCAGACACGUCUCUGGGGGAGAGGAAGCCUGUCCGCAUUGCUGGCCGUGGCACGUGGGAUUGCACUUCUUGGGUGACUACCGGUGUGGAGGUGUCAUCGUUGGCCCAACAUGGGUGCUCACAGCUGCACACUGUGUCCAUAUAACGAAUGAAGCUCUGCAUUGGACUGUUGUUGCUGGAGACCAUGAUCAAAUACUGAAGGAGCCAACAGAGCAGGUGAGGAGAGCAAAAACCAUUCUGAUCCAUCCAGACUUUGAUGUCAUGAGUUAUGAUUCUGAUAUUGCCCUGGUCCAGCUCCAGCCCCCACUUUCCUUCAACGCUGUGGUGAGGCCCGUGUGCUUGCCCAACGACACCAAGCCACUGUCUCCCUCUGUACUUUGCACUACGACAAGCUGGGGGAGUCUCCAAGAAGGUGGGGGCCUUGCCAGCCGCUUACAGCAGACUCCCGUCCCCACUCUCGGCAGUGACGUCUGUGAGCAAAACUAUUACUUUAACCACCCUGGAGGGAUCACGACCAGGAUGCUCUGUGCGGGUUUUGCAUUUUCUGGAGGCCAAGAGACCUGCCAGGGGAACUCGGGUAGUCCGCUGGUUUGCCCAAAUGAGGAUGAGUCAUUCACCCUCCAUGGCAUUGUUAGCUGGGGUGUUGGUUGUGCCAGACCAAAGAAACCAGGUGUUUAUGCAAGGGUGAGCACCUUCUUGGGCUGGAUCAAGUCCCAAAUGAACGAAAAGGGACCGGGGGAGAUCCUAGUGAACAAUGCUGCUCUUGAAGCAUCAGUGCUGCUGAAAACCCUGAUGGGAGCUGAUGAUGGACAAGCUAAGCUCUGUGGCACCCUACAGUCUCCCAUGACCUUGCUGAGUCCAGGUCCUGUGGUCAAAGUGGAGCUACGUUCCACCAUCCAUGGUAUUCUUGGUAUGACCUACGUGGUCCUUGGAAUUCAAGGGCCAAAAAUGGGGAACAGGAUGAAAAACUUCAGUGACUUGAGUGAGCAGUUAUUGCGCUGCCGAGACGUCAUCCUUGAAGACCAAGAAGGAAUAAUCAAGUCCCCGGGUUUUCCUGACAGCUCCUCCAACACCACCAGCUGUCACUGGAGGAUUGUUGGCCCAUUUAAUGCCAUCAUUCGGUUGGAUUUCCUGGACUUUGUGAUUGAGGAAUCCCCUUCUAAAUGUCAUGGUGGGCUUGCAGUUUAUGAAGGAUUUGGGUCCACCAUGGAGGUGCUUGGUAACUUCUGCAACAAACUGCCACACUACCCUUUAAAGUCGCGAGGCCCUGUGGUGACACUGCUCUUUACUUCCAGAAGGGAUACGAAUGUGAAAGGUUUUGUUCUUGCCUACCGCACCCUUGAAAUACAGCCCAGUCCAACACAAAGUAGAAUAAGAAAUGCUGGCAAAGCAUGUCCAGUUUUGGAUCUGAUCCCAGUAGGAGCUGUUGAGAUGGUUUCCCCAAAUUACCCAGAUGCUUACCCUGACUUAUUGAGCUGCACUUGGACAGUCUAUUCUGCUUCUGGAAGCAAGCUGAAAAGUGUGAUCAGAGAGCUUUCAAUAGAGGAUGCUGAAGAUUGCAUCUGGGACUCCCUGAGCAUUUACGAUGGACCAGAUCAGCAUUCAGCAUUGCUUGGGAAAUUAUGUGGCCGAAAAAAGAACCUUCAACUAUUUUCAAGUGACAGCUACUUGACAGUGCAUUUCCACACUGAUGGCUCAGUUGGAGCCAAGGGCUUCCAGAUCCUCUUUGAAGAGACGAACCAAGAACCAGCACAGAGAAACAAGAACGGAAUAGAACUUGAGAGUCAGUGUAAUUUAAAAUCGGGUUCUGGAGAGCCACUCGUAUGCAAGAUUGAUGGACGUUACAAGCUGGUUGGUAUCCUAAGCUGGGGUAGUGAUGACUGUGAUCCAGAGGUGCCAACAGUCUACACCCGGAUUUCUGCUUACAGGACUUGGAUUUCAACAGUCAGUCAUGGGAAAUUGUAA
This is a messenger RNA of Varanus komodoensis (Komodo dragon), 3786 nucleotides long. RefSeq names its product ovochymase 1 (gene OVCH1). The transcript is spliced from 29 exons. Lineage: Eukaryota; Metazoa; Chordata; Lepidosauria; Squamata; Varanidae. Gene Ontology annotation, molecular function: serine-type endopeptidase activity. Bases 1 to 3786 code for a protein of 1261 amino acids. Gene Ontology annotation, biological process: proteolysis; acrosome reaction. The record is from RefSeq and is a predicted model, not a curated record.